Oncorhynchus masou masou (cherry salmon) is the source of this 1825-nucleotide messenger RNA. Its product is annotated as CMP-N-acetylneuraminate-beta-1,4-galactoside alpha-2,3-sialyltransferase-like. Bases 640 to 1758 code for a protein of 372 amino acids. Lineage: Eukaryota; Metazoa; Chordata; Actinopteri; Salmoniformes; Salmonidae. Gene Ontology annotation, molecular function: sialyltransferase activity. The transcript is spliced from 13 exons. The record is from RefSeq and is a predicted model, not a curated record.
UUGGAGAAAAAAGAACGGGGCGCGAGCGAGCGCGUGAUUUUUUUUAGGGAGAUUUUCUGAAGUCUGAACGUCUUCAAUUCUGCUCAAUUGAGUUCCCGGGAUUAACAUGGUGAUGGUCGAUGAAGGAGGGGGGGAUACGGUGGCGACCUCUUCGUUGUUUAAACUAGUCUAGCCUUUUCUCAACAACGGGCAAAUCUGAAAAAGGAGAGGUUAAGGUAACGACCAAAAACGAAUCUGUUUUCUUGUAGCCAGCUCGAUGUAUUAGGGAGAAGGUCCUGUUUUUACACGACGGUGGACAUCGGUGGAUGUUAGCUUAGUUAGCUAGCGUGUUAUGAGUCAACCGCUAUCUUGCCUGGCUUCAAAUCAUUCUCGUUUGAUGUCUCUUUGGUUAGCUAGCUAAGUGCUUAGCUAGCUAACGCACCUACCUAAGGAACACUGAGGGUUCUGUGGACAUGGGGGAUCCAGCGAGUUCCAAUUGACGCUAGACAAAUAUCCACACCGAGCUCUUGCCCGAGCUCUCGUUUGGAUUUUCUCCUGAAGUGAUAAGUCUUCCAUAUCAGAUUCAGACGAUCGUACACAAGACACCUUUUGCUCUUUCUUCUGAAUGGUGAUGUGCCAUGUGAAUGACUGAGAACCACCAUGAAGCCCUCACACAAGCUGCUGUUCGUCCUGUGCCCCAUGCUGGUCCUGGGCUUCAUCUACUACUCCUCUGGGAAGCUACACCUGCAUGUAUGGGGCCAGAAGCCACAGUUGGAAGCGGAAAUUGCUCUCACCGUGGGACGAAUAGUAGGCUCAGUGUAUGAUAAGCAGGGCUUUCUGCUGAAGCUGGAUGGACAGUUGCCAGCGGAGUUGGCGUACAAGUAUGGCAACCUCAGCGAAGGAGUUUGCAAGCCGGGCUACGCAGCGGCCAAGAUGACUGCCAUCUAUCCAAAGUUCAUGAAGCCAGCUCCCAUGUUUCUCGACCGGAACUUCAAGCGGCUGGCCAAAGUCCGCAAUUAUUUGCCUCCAUUUGGAUUCAAAACACAAGAAAGAAUCAUAGACAGUAUUCUAACUGCAACAAAGAACUAUGGCUUGGGUGAAGUCCUUGACAGUCUUGGUUGUAAAAGAUGCAUUAUUGUGGGCAAUGGUGGUAUCCUGGCCAACAAGUCUUUGGGCUCGCGCAUAGAUGAUUACGACAUUGUGGUGAGGUUGAACGAGGCUCCUGUGACUGGUUUCGGCAAGGACGUGGGCACCAAGACCACCAUGCGCAUCACCUACCCUGAGGGGGCCAUUCAGAAGCCUGAGCGCUACGAAAAGGACUCGCUAUUCGUCUUUUCCGCCUUCAAACCGCUGGACUUCAAGUGGCUCAGACAAAUGGUCUUCAAAGAGAAACUGCGGGGUACAGAGGGCUUCUGGAAGUCUGUGGCACACUACGUCCCCAGGGAGCCCACAGAGAUGCGCAUCCUCAACCCCUACUUCAUCCAGGAGGCUGCCUUCCAGUUCAUCGGCCUGCCGCUCAAUAACGGCCUCAUGGGCAAAGGGAACAUUCCAACCCUGGGGACCGUCGCCAUAACAAUGGCGCUGCAUAACUGUGAUGAGGUGGUGGUGGCUGGCUUCGGUUAUGACAUGAACAUGCCUCACGCACCCUUGCACUACUACGAAACAGUCAAGAUGUCCGCCAUCAAAGAGUCCUGGACACACAACAUAUCCAAGGAGAAGGAAUUCCUCCGCAAGCUGGUGAAGGCCAACAUCAUCACGGACCUGACUAACGGCAUCUGAGUCUGACCAUCCAAGAGGUUUGCCUUUUCCCAAAAGAACUACAGAACAGAGGAUGCUGGGAAUAAAC